Molecule: messenger RNA, 1466 nt
Organism: Dermatophagoides pteronyssinus (European house dust mite)
Lineage: Eukaryota; Metazoa; Arthropoda; Arachnida; Sarcoptiformes; Pyroglyphidae
Product: sodium-coupled neutral amino acid transporter 7-like
Biological process (GO): amino acid transmembrane transport
Cellular component (GO): membrane
Molecular function (GO): L-amino acid transmembrane transporter activity
Source: RefSeq, a predicted model, not a curated record
AAAGGAUUGGAUUGUUGUUUUUUGAUCACUCAUGAUGGAAAAUGAAAUAAACGAAACUGAACCUUUAUUGAUCAAUUAUGAUCGCCGAACUGAUGAAAUAAAUAUCGAAGAUAAUCAUCAGCUAAUCGAAUCCGAACAACAACAAUCAUCAUCAGGUCAAUCAUUAGGAUUUUGGUCAGUAAUAUUUUUAACUGUCAAUGCUACAUUGGGUGCCGGUCUAUUGAACAUACCAUAUUCAUUCGAUAAUUCUGGUGGUAUUGUAUUUGCUUUAAUUUUACAAUCGAUUCAUGUUUUAUUGGUCAUUUGUUCAUUAAUGAUCAUUAGUUUUGGUACAAAAAUUUCCAAAGUUAAUUCAUUACAAAAUUUAAUUGGAUAUUAUUGUGGUUCAUCAUGGUCAAAUUUAUGUGCAUGUUCAAUUUUCAUCUAUUCAUAUGGUGCAUGUAUUACGUAUCUGAUUGUCAUCGGUGAUCAAUUUGAUAAAAUAUUAGAAUUUUAUUAUGGUGUCGACUAUUAUAAAUAUUGGUAUCUACAUCGAGAUUUUCUUGUCAUGACCAUUGCCAUCGUAGCCAUUCUACCACUUUGUAUAUCGAAAGAUAUUUCAUUUCUUAGAUUUGCCAGUUUUAUUGGUUUUUUAUCUACAUUUUACAUAACAUUACUUGUUAUGAUUGAAUAUAUUAAAUUACCAUCAAUCAAUGCGAAAAUUCGAACCGAACCGAAUCGUUGGACCGAUAUUUUUAAAGUAUUACCCGUAUUGACAUUUUCAUUUCAAUGUCAAACAAGCUGGGUGCCUACUUUUGCUGAAACAAAAAAUUCUAGUAAUCUUCGAAUAUUUUUGAUGAUUUUCUUUUCCAUGUUCAUAUGUUUUCUAAGUUAUUCAUGGACAGCCCUGUUCGGACUGUUAACAUUUGGUUCAUCCAAUAUACAAAAAGAUAUGAUGCAAAAUUAUGAUCCACGUGAUCCAUUCGUAGCCAUUGGGAUGGUUCUUUUAAUCAUAAAAACUAUUGUUGUUUAUCCAGUUUUAUUAUAUUGUGGUCGAAUUGUAAUCGAACAAUUAUUUCCAUUUUCCGAUAAUACUCAACAAUCAAAACGAAGAAAUUCAAUACGUAUAACAUGUGCCAUAAUAUGGGUAGUAACAUCAGCAACAUUGGCUAUUUAUGUGCCAAAUAUUGGUGUUGCCAUCAAUUAUCUAGGUUCUUUGGCCAAUCUAUUUGUAUUCAUAUUACCCGGACUUUGUUUAUACAUGAUACUAUUCGAUGAACGACAAUUUCAAAUGAUCAAACAUGAAUAUGGAUUUUUAGCCAACAAAUCUUUGAUACUAGUCAUUUCUACUUUAUUCAUAUCAUAUGGAAUCGGAGUUUUUGCUUAUUCAAUUUGUCUUUCAAUUUUAGAAAUCGUUCAAGAACAAAUGGUUCUUGAACAACACACAUUUUAUUAACAUAAUAUGAUUUUUUUAAUUAUUAUUAUUA